CUACCGUCAAAUCACAUAUGUCAAGAGCUCCAUAUCAACUACAAAGUGGGUUCAGGACUUUUGUCUUUUCCAGAAGUGUCCAAACCUCAGGUUUGUUCCAACUACCAUUGUGGCAGCACAAGAGAAUUCGAGCCGUGACGUAUACAACUCAAAGAGUCAUUACCAAUAUGGGUAGCCAAACAGGUCAGCUACGAUAUGUUGAUAUUGGAAUCAACUUGGGAGAUCCUGUCUUCCGCGGAGAGUAUCACGGGACUCAAAGGCAUGAAAGUGAUUUCAACGACGUCCUUCAACGUGCUUUAGAUGUUGGAUGUAAAAAGUUCAUGGUAACUGGUUCUGAUCUUAAAGAGUCACAACAUGCAGUGCAAAUCGCAAAAGAUCAUCCCGGUGUCUGUUAUGCCACAGUGGGUGUCCACCCAUGCUCAGCAAAGCAAUUUGAUACCCACCCGGGCGGUCCAUCUGCUCUGAUUUCAGCUCUCAGAGAUCUUGCGAAGACCGCGAAGGAGUCUGGAGAAGCUGUAGCCUUUGGGGAAAUUGGCCUGGAUUAUGACCGCCUAUUCUUGACUCCCAAAGACCAACAGCUAAAGUACUUUGAAGCUCAGUUAGAGCUUGCAGUCGAAAUUCAACUCCCACUUUUCCUCCAUUCGCGAGCGGCGAGCGAGGACUUUGAAAGGUUGCUAGGAGCUGUAUUGCCCCAAUUGCCGAAGAAAGGCUUAGUGCACAGCUUUACGGGCACACUCGAGGAAAUGGAACACAUGAUCGCUCUCGGCCUCGACGUAGGUGUGAAUGGUUGUAGUUUAAAAACCGAGGAAAACGUCGAGGUCGUGAGGGCGAUACCACUCGAACACCUGCAAAUAGAGACCGACGGACCUUGGUGUGAGAUGAGGCCAAGUCAUGCUUCGGCGAAGUACUUGAAAGACGCCCCAGUCUUGCCAAAAGCAGUCAAGAAAGAGAAGUUUAGCAAGGGCCUCAUGGUCAAGGGGCGCAAUGAGCCUGCUACUAUACCGCACGUUGCCUAUGCCAUAGCUCAAAUCAAGGGAAUAACUGUUGAAGAAGUGUGUGAAGCUGCAUGGCGCAAUUCUAUUCGAAUGUUUGGCUUGGGGGAGACGGCCGAGUAAACAAAGCAAUUUCUUGCGCAUAGGUUUCAUAGAGCAUACACCAAGCAUCAAGCAUAGCAUGGCACAGAAUUUGCCGUAGAUGAAAGCAGUCAAUGAGCAUAAAUUAGAACCUAAAUAUUUGUAUAGGGCUGUUGGAAUGUCUUCAGGUAAUUGAUAGUCCAAGUACUAUUUCUGAACGCAGUUGGAUUAUUUGCGACAUAAUCGUUGCAGCUUGCUGCCAAAGCCUUACUGUGCCAUUAUCAAUACAAAUACUAUUGAGUUUGCA
Molecule: messenger RNA, 1380 nt
Organism: Aaosphaeria arxii CBS 175.79
Lineage: Eukaryota; Fungi; Ascomycota; Dothideomycetes; Pleosporales
Product: deoxyribonuclease Tat-D
Exons: 5
Coding region: 168-1115 (315 amino acids)
Cellular component (GO): cytosol
Molecular function (GO): 3'-5'-DNA exonuclease activity
Source: RefSeq, a predicted model, not a curated record